GAUCCUGGCUAGCAUAGCAUCUGCUAAUCCCGGCAAAACGAAUAUGCUCUUUGAGUUUUCGAUGCUCCAGCUCCUCCUCUUGUUGGAUUCCAUCCCCAUUCCUCUGGCGCAUGGCCAUGGCGGCGGCGUAGUGGUGCGUCGUGCCUACCUGUGUUGGGGGGUGGGCGGCUCACUCAACUACUAGCACUUGAGCCAGCCACCACCUGUCCCCUCCCACUCCCAGGCCCUGAACACCAAGCAUGGCGGCCGCCGCCGUGGUGCCCAGGCCGCCUCCUUCUCUUCCUACCAGGGCCUUUCCCUCCGCCUCCUCCACCUCCUGCUCUUCCCGGCGGUAUCCCCUAAGAUUAAGAAGAAGCAUGCCCCGCCCCCUUGUGUGCGCCGCUGCAUCGUCCUCCGUCUGGAUGCCCGAUCCGGACCUGGAGCCUGAGCCCGCCCGCGACGACCAGCCCGCGCCCGAGUCCAGGCCCCGCCGCAUCGCCCUCUUCGUCGAGCCCUCGCCCUUCGCCUACGUCUCCGGCUACAAGAACCGCUUCCAGAACUUCAUCAAGUACCUCCGGGAGAUGGGCGACGAGGUGAUUGUGGUCACCACGCACGAGGGCGUGCCUCAAGAAUUCCACGGAGCCAAGCUGAUUGGAUCCUGGAGCUUCCCUUGCCCCUGGUAUCAAAAGGUUCCGCUCUCGCUGGCGCUGAGCCCUCGAAUCAUCGGAGAAGUUGCUAGAUUCAAACCUGACAUUAUUCAUGCCUCUUCCCCUGGGAUUAUGGUAUUUGGCGCGCUAAUUAUCGCAAAAUUGCUCUGCGUCCCUCUAGUAAUGUCAUACCACACCCAUGUUCCAAUUUAUAUACCAAGAUAUACGUUCAGCUGGCUUGUCAAGCCCAUGUGGCUAAUCAUUAAAUUCUUGCACCGAGCUGCAGAUCUCACACUGGUACCGUCGGUUGCGAUCGGCAGGGAUCUUCAAGCUGCCCGUGUUACAGCAGCCAAUAAGAUACGCCUUUGGAACAAGGGUGUUGAUUCAGAAAGCUUCCAUCCUCGCUUCCGAAAUAAGGAAAUGCGUUCAAGGCUGACUAAUGGUGAACCAGAGAAGCCACUAAUAUUGUAUGUUGGACGCUUAGGAGUGGAGAAAAGUUUGGAUUUUCUUAAGAGAGUCAUGGAUCGACUUCCAGGAUCAAGAAUUGCGUUUAUUGGAGAUGGCCCAUUCAGGGCUGAGCUUGAGCAGAUGUUCUCAGGUAUGCCUGCAGUGUUCACGGGUACGUUGCAAGGGGAAGAGCUAUCGCAGGCAUAUGCCAGUGGGGAUGUGUUUGUGAUGCCUUCGGAGUCAGAGACGCUCGGGUUUGUGGUGCUUGAGGCCAUGUCAUCAGGAGUUCCGGUAGUUGGCGCUCGAGCUGGAGGAAUACCUGAUAUUAUACCAGAAGAUCAGGAGGGGAAGACCAGCUUUCUGUACACACCAGGGGAUGUUGAUGACUGUGUUAGCAAGAUCGAGCGUCUCUUGUCAUGCGAGGAGUUGCGAGAGAUGAUGGGGAGGGCUGCCAGGAAGGAGAUGGAGAAGUUUGACUGGCGAGCAGCGACGAGGAAGAUCCGGAAUGAGCAGUACAGCGCUGCCAUCUGGUUCUGGCGCAAGAAGAGGGCACAGCUGCUGAGGCCUGUCCAAUGGGUGGUCCGGAGGCUGUUGAGGCCGACGAUGCCUGGGGCUGGCAACACCGUCGCGAAGCAAUCAUAGAUGAAGAGGAAGCAUUCUGGAGCAUAUUGGGUCAGUGCAUCUGCUUCUGCGGUGUGGAUUGAUUGGAUGCGUGAUGCUCAACAACAUUGAAGGGAAGGAAGCUCAAGUUUAGGGUUCCAGUACACUGAAGAAUGGAUGAUCAGUCGUUAUUUGGUUUAGGACUAGUAGAUUGUAAAUCGUACAUAUGCGUGCACUACUUAUUCUCUUACGACGUUGCAUUUGCAUCCUACUAUCUAUUCUUUGGUAGAAUUGGUAUUAUGUCUGUCUCCCUACCUGUUUGGAAACAUGACUACCUCUCA
This is a messenger RNA of Panicum virgatum (switchgrass), 2014 nucleotides long. RefSeq names its product sulfoquinovosyl transferase SQD2-like. Gene Ontology annotation, molecular function: UDP-sulfoquinovose:DAG sulfoquinovosyltransferase activity. Gene Ontology annotation, cellular component: chloroplast envelope. The record is from RefSeq and is a predicted model, not a curated record. Gene Ontology annotation, biological process: sulfolipid biosynthetic process; glycolipid biosynthetic process. The coding region runs from base 240 to 1715 and encodes 491 amino acids. The transcript is spliced from 9 exons. NCBI's taxonomy places the organism in Eukaryota, Viridiplantae, Streptophyta, Magnoliopsida, Poales, Poaceae.